Octodon degus (degu) is the source of this 911-nucleotide messenger RNA. Its product is annotated as immunoglobulin lambda-1 light chain. Bases 64 to 774 code for a protein of 236 amino acids. The record is from RefSeq and is a predicted model, not a curated record. The transcript is spliced from 4 exons. Gene Ontology annotation, molecular function: MHC class II protein complex binding. Lineage: Eukaryota; Metazoa; Chordata; Mammalia; Rodentia; Octodontidae. Gene Ontology annotation, cellular component: MHC class II protein complex. Gene Ontology annotation, biological process: immunoglobulin production involved in immunoglobulin-mediated immune response; positive regulation of T cell activation; antigen processing and presentation of exogenous peptide antigen via MHC class II.
GAGUCCUGGAGGAUCCAGGCCAACUGCUGAGGUGUCAGGAGGCUGGGCUUCAGGAGUGUCUCCAUGAUGGCCUACACUCUGCUUCUCUUCACCCUCCUCACUCAAGUCAAAGAGUCCUGGGCCCAGUCUUCUCUGACUCAGCGUCCCUCAGUCUCUGGGUCUCCUGGAGAGAGGGUCACCAUCUCCUGUGAUGGAACCAGCAGUAACAUUGGGAGUUAUAGUGGUAUCUCCUGGUACCAAAAGCAUCCAGGAGCGCUCCACAAACUCCUGAUUUAUGACACCAGUAGUCGGCCUUCAGGGGUCCCUGAUCGCUUUUCGGGCUCCAAGUCUGGCAACACAGCCUCCCUGAGCAUCUCUGGACUUCGGCCUGAGGAUGAGGCUGACUAUUACUGUUGCUCCUAUGCAGGCAGCAACACUUGGGUUUUUGGUGGAGGCACCAAGCUGACCGUCCUAGGUCAGCCCAAGUCUGCACCCGCAGUCACCCUCUUCCCGCCCUCCCCUGAGGAGCUCCAGAACAACAAGGCCACGCUGGUGUGUCUGAUGAAUAACUUCUACCCGGGCACUGUGACCGUCAACUGGAAGGCUGAUGGCACCACUGUCACCCAAGGCGUGGAGACCACGCAGCCCUCCAAACAGAGUGACAACAAAUACAUGGCCAGCAGCUACCUGAGCAUGACGCCUGCACAGUGGAGUUCUUACCAGAGAGUCAGCUGCAAGGUCACACAUGAUGGCAGCACUGUGGAGAAGAGUUUGGCCCCUGCAGAGUGUCCCUAGGACCCUGCCCGGCACCCUAUCCUCAGGGACCUGAAGUGCAAGGACUCGGAGGAAGAGUCUCCUGUCCCACCCCACCUGCUCCUGACUUUCUCUGUGAUCCCCUCAUUGUUCAAUAAACUACCCCUUCUUGAUCAGAA